AUGUCCGCCAUCACCACUCGGCGUCUGCCACCUGUAGAGGUCGACUGUAAGUGGUGGAUGCGCGGGUAUUGCGCGCGAGGCAGUGCUUGCUAUUUCAAACACGAUGCUGCCAUGCUUGCUGCAGAUAUAAGGCAAGAUCAAUCAACUACCGCCGCGUCUUCUUCAAAUCAUCGUGCAAGCCCUGCAGAGAACGAUGCCACCGAAUCUUCUCAGACGUGCGCGAUCUGCUUCGAGAGACCAGACACGUACGGCCUCCUGGUGAAUUGCGAGCACGCCUUCUGUCUUGAAUGCAUUCGGAAUUGGCGUGCUACACUCCCCGAAAACCCCACCUCCGAGAACGAGCUGAAGAAGACCAGCAAGACAUGCCCGAUGUGUCGUUCCCAAAGCGACUUCAUCAUCCCGAGUUCCAUUUGGCCAACAGCAGCUACAAACGAGAAUCCGAUGAAGAAGGAAAUCGUGGAAAGAUAUCUUGGGCGUCUCAGAACUAUUCCUUGCAAACAUUUUGAGAAAAGCAUCAACGAUUCAGCGCCGCCAGACUACAAAUUCAAGUGCCAAUUCGGAAACCAUUGCCAUUAUUCGCACGCACACCCCAUCACAAAGGAGCCAUACAUCUUCUCGGAGGAAGAGCUGCAGCGCCGGCGCAAGCCACGGAUGAGAGCACAGAUGCUGGACGAGAUGGCGAUCAUUGAGAUGCUGUUCAACAACCUGACAGCUGACUAUCUUUCUACCGACGACGAUGGAGACGGAGACGAAUUUGAUGAAGUGGACGACUUCGAGGACCGUAUUGUCUUCGAGGCCGAGUUCUUCGGCCUAUCAGACGAUUUUGAUGACUUCGGAUAUGAUUAUGGGUCGGACUGA
Molecule: messenger RNA, 858 nt
Organism: Hyaloscypha bicolor E
Lineage: Eukaryota; Fungi; Ascomycota; Leotiomycetes; Helotiales; Hyaloscyphaceae
Exons: 3
Coding region: 1-858 (285 amino acids)
Biological process (GO): protein polyubiquitination
Molecular function (GO): ubiquitin protein ligase activity; metal ion binding
Source: RefSeq, a predicted model, not a curated record